This is a messenger RNA of Cavenderia fasciculata, 3510 nucleotides long. RefSeq lists its product as uncharacterized. The transcript is spliced from 3 exons. The record is from RefSeq and is a predicted model, not a curated record. NCBI's taxonomy places the organism in Eukaryota, Evosea, Eumycetozoa, Acytosteliales, Cavenderiaceae. Bases 1 to 3510 code for a protein of 1169 amino acids.
AUGGAUACAACAUUCUAUUCAAUAUUUAGAGUAUUGACAAUUAGAUUAGUAAUAUUUAGAAAUGUUACGGUUAUACAUCAAAGGAUUAAAGAUGCACAUGCUGAUGACAAGACUAUAGGACUGAGAUUGAGUAGUCCAAAAGUUAAAGUAAAUAAUGAUUUGGAGAUUAGAAAGGGAAAAGAGUUCCACACCUAUAUCAAUCUAUACGAAUCGUUACGAUUUGGAAGAACAGACUUGUUUUUCAAAUACUACAACUCGAUGAUUGUAGACGGUGCUGAUCAAGAAUACCAAGACAAUCAAUUUAGAAAUGAUACAGAGUUGGCAAUCGUCGAAUCAAAAGACGGUAAUGGAAAAGUCAAGACCUACAGUAAAUUGGAUGAAACAAACGGUGACAUCCUACCAUACCCAGUCAAACCACUGACACUCAUUCAAAGAUCGAUGGUCUAUUUUACAGUGGCACUGUAUACCAAUAAUAUACCUCUAUUACAUUAUUUAAUCGAUAGACUUGGUCUGACGUCGAAUUACUGUCAACAUUGUCAAGAUCAUCAUAUGACUGGAUUGUCAAGAUGUGUUAGUCGCAAGGAUAGGGAUAAGGAUAUCCCAUGUCACAACCAUCAAAUGAUUACAUUCUUUAAUACUCACGAAGCACUUAGUUUAAUGCCGGGUCCACAAAAUGUGCAUGUCGAUACAGUUAAACUUCUUUUAGAAGAAUAUAAUCUAACUGCUAUUUUGGCAAUACAACCAUUGGUAUCGGCAGUUUUAAUCAAGUGUGUGGUUAAAUGUGAUGUUGAAGCAUUGCAAUUAGUCCAUACAAAGGUAUCAAACAAGCCUGCUGUGACGGCAGCAGAGUGGAAUGGAGAGAGUGACGGAAGUGAAUAUAGCGGACAUGGUAGCUCGUCUGCAUCUGACCAAUCAUCAUUCUACGGGUCACCUGCCAAGGGCGUGUUAAAGGCGUUUCAUUUGUUUCUCGAGAAACGACCUGCAUCCGAGAUACUACCCAUUCUCAAGUACUGGACAGAGAACCGUGUUGGCUCGGUCGAGUGGAGUCAGGUGUUUAGAAGUACGUGUAGUCAACGUGACCGCGAUGGAAACAACUAUGACUCGGUAUUUGACUAUAUGCACGAGGAAGGAGUGAUUACCAAGAUGAAAGCAACCUAUACCAUCCCGAGUGGAGUGUGUACACAGUCGAUGCAUAUCACCAAAAUGCUAUUCCAACAUUAUGGUCAAAUGAUGAAUCGGUACGCUACCAACUUGUACGCCGGUGCAGUCUCUAGUGGUAAUUGCGAGGUUGUCAAAUACAUCUAUGACAAUCACAACACCUACAAUCUACCUCCAACUCUUUUAAACGAUGCACUUGAAAGAGGUCAUGUUGCAAUGGCCUAUACCCUCAUACAUGAUAUUUGGCCAAUUAAAACUAUACUAGAUAGUAGUAGUGAUAGUAGUGAAAGUAGUAGUGAUGGUGGUAGUGAUGGUGAAAGUCUUACAGAACAUUCAAGCGAGGAGGAAGAGGAAGAAGAAGAAGAGGAGAGUGAAGGUAGUAAUAGUAGUCGUCAUAGUAUAACAAUCAAACAAUCAAGAAAAUACAUUAGCAACAAACAUCGUCGUCGAUCAAAAGCAAAAAAAGUACCCAAAGAAGAAGUAAUUGUUAAAUGGUCAGCCAAAACAAUUAAAUCAAAUAGUGUACAUUUACAAUUUGUCAAUUCAAUACUAGAACAACAUGAACGUGUAAAUUGUACAUUUGAAAAGGUGUAUGGCAAGGCAAUCAAAGCUAAACAAUUUGAUGUAGUUGCUAGAAUAGACCAGAUUAUGAGUCUGUGUCUAGCACCAUGGUAUCAAACCUUUAAAAUUGACUAUCACUAUGCAUUGGUACAAGCCGUCAAGAUUGGACACAUAGAAUUGGUAGAGACAAUCAUUACAAGUCAUCAUCCAAAGUUUAUCGUUUCACACAAUAAUUAUCGACUAUUUACAGAGACGGCGAUUGGUUUGGAAAUAUUUAGAAUCAUUGCAUCAAGAUCGAAUCCUGGUGAUUUGUUUGUUGAUUUUGGAAGUAAUAGUAAUUUUUGGUAUCAUCCAGAGAUUCCAAGAUUACUAUUCAAAUACAAACAUUAUCAAUCCUACCUAGAUGAACCAAAUCAAAUUAAAAGAAAACCAGUAAGAAGAGCACCUACAGACACUGAAAGCGAAAGCGAGAGUAGUUCAAGUGAAUCUACUAGCUCAAUGGAAGAUUCCUAUUCAUCGAGUUCACCACAAAGAAUUCCACCAAUGAUCAAACAAAGUAAAUUAUUUAAAAUUGCUAUCAUUGGUAAUGAUAUUGAAGCUGUUCAAUUAUUACAACCUACAAAUCAAUUUUUUGAUAUUAAUGAUAUUAUUGGAAUUGGAUGUGAAACUGGUAAUUUAGAAAUGAUAAAAUGUUUAAUUAAAUUGGGAUACCCAGUAACCAAAUUAGUUUCAUUGAUUGAUAGUUGUGGUGAAUGUAAAGAUCGUGACAAGGCAUUUGAAAUGGUUUAUUAUUUUAUCGAUCAUUUCAACUAUCGUUUGAAAAGGGAUGAUAUGUUGUCUGCUGUUACUCUAUUUUCAGAUCCACCAUUUGAACAACACACUAUUGGUUUAUCAAGUAUACUACAAAAAUCACAACAACAACAACAAGACGAUGUUACCUCUCCAUCUAAAAGAAAUUUUGGUGUAUUUAUAAAAUAUUUGAUUGCAAAGUUGGACAAGGAAUUCCAAGAUACUAAAUCAAAACCAUAUCAAGAACCAGUUGAUGAGUUUGCUCCUCUACCUCCUCCUUCUUCUUCUUCUCAUCAUCUUCCUCCACCACUACAAUUUAAAGUAAUGCCUAAAAAAGAAUAUAAUGCAUCAAAUUAUAUUCAAGAGUAUUUUACAGAAGCUGAUAUGGUAAAGAUACUACUAUCUCGUGCAUUUAAUCGUAAUAAUGCUCAUGUCAUUGAAUCAAUCAUUGAAAUCAUGAAUAUAGCAUGUCAAGAAAAAAUUGAUCAUCUCCAAGUAGUUAAAGAUUUGGAAAAGAGCUUGGAAAUUGGUAAAUCUAAAUCUUCAUCAUCACCAUCAAAAAAGAAAAAGGUUUAUUUAAAAUCAAACUAUAAACCACUUGUAAAAACUCUGGAAUGUCCUAAAAACUAUCAUUUCGAUGGAUAUCAUAAUCAUGGUCAAGAAUUAUUACCUUGUUUAGAUUUAUUUUAUUAUAAAUCACAUAUUAAUAUUCAAAAUAUUAUUAAAUAUAAUCAAAAUAAUAAUAUUAAAAAUAAUAAUAAUAAUAAUGAUCAAGAUAAACCAAUAAUAAUAUUUAAAACAAAACCAGUUAAUCCUUCAACUUAUAGAGAUAUGGUAUAUGCAGCUUAUAAAUAUGGUUUAAUAGAUUUCAUACAACAAAGACAAAGAUACAAAUCAGAAUAUCCAGAUACCUAUUUUGAUUUUAAAUAUGUUGCAAAGAAAACAGCUCAACCUGCAAUAUCAUCAAACAAAUCAAAAAAGAAAAAUUUAAUCACUCAAUAA